AUGAACGAAAGAAAGGGAAAGUCGAGGGUUGUUGGACGCAAUGUUACUCGAUCUGAGCGGAGAAAACGUCAGGAGGAGAAGGAUAGAGCUCUUGAGUUGGAGCGUCAGGAGAAGCUUGCUCGUCAAGCUGUAGUUGAUCAUGCCCCCUCUAGCCAUGAUUCUCGACAGAUGCGAGUCAUCAACACAUAUGAUGACUUGGUAGAGGAUGCCACGAGCAGUGAUGAUGAGGGUGAUGAGGGUGAUGAGGGUGAUGAGGAGGGUGAUGAGGAGGGUGAUUUGUUGCCGUUUCCUGAUGCUUUUUACCAGGGUCAUCUUGUAGGUUCGAGCGAUCACGUGUCUACUGGCUCGACCCAUGUUAGUACUCGGGUUGGGCCGCUGCGUGGUAAGGAUGGGCGUUUUGCUUCAUCAUCUAGUGGGAGCGUCCCUUCACGGAAGAAGUUGGUGGAUCAGACAUGGCUGCUAACAGGAGCAGGUCCUGGGGGUCCGAGUGACCACAGUUUGAUCCCUAGUUUCGGUGGUCACAUAAGCCAUCGUUUGUGGACUUUGGGUUUGGAUUUUCGAGUGAUGUCUGAGUAUCAGUUCUACACUCGGCAGGGUGGAGUGGAUCGACUGAGGUUGUACAAGUUCUCGACUCCACGUGUAGAGAACUUGGUGAUCCCUGAUCCUCCUAUUCGACCAGCUCGUGUCAGUCGACCUGCUGUAGGGACCUAUAAGGUCGUUUUUGGGGCCGACCUCGAUCAGCUUUGGAGGUCUCGUGGUCAGCUGAUCAAUUUGGAUGCCUACUCUACACCUUUUGACGACACAGGAUCCGUUGACCCAGAGUACCUUAAGUGGUACACUGUGCGCACUCACCCGUGCAUUGUCCCCCCCAGAGAUGGUGAGCAGCAGGAGGUUGCGUUGUUGACCUAUGAGAUGCUAGCAUGUCAGAUUAUUGAUGGUAUUGAUCCUUUGCUUCGUGCUUCUGAUGAGGAUCUUGACAGGUUGGGUCCUUAUGGUGACAUGAUUCGACGAGUUCGUGACAAGUACAUCGCUUUUCGCCAGCAGAGACCGUACCGUCCACUUACCUUGUAG
Linum trigynum is the source of this 1071-nucleotide messenger RNA. Lineage: Eukaryota; Viridiplantae; Streptophyta; Magnoliopsida; Malpighiales; Linaceae. The record is from the annotation of a GenBank genome assembly.